AUGGGCGACGACUGGCAAGACGCAGCAUUCUCCACGCGCCACAUGCAUAACCGUGUGGGCGGUCACGGCAAGUCGUCUCGCACCAAAGCCUUUGAUGUUCAAAAAGUGUUUGGUAGCUACUCGGUCAAAUGUGCAGCAUGGCAAAAGCGAAUAGAUACCUCGGCAAAAAAUCUGUCUGAUCAGAGUUCCGGCCUCGAGUUUUACCGCCUAACUGAGAAUGGGGAGGGCGUGAUUGGCAAAUUGGUCUUGCCAUUCGUCCUCAAUGCAGCCGUUAUAUUGGCCGCGAGUCGAGCUAGCUUGCAGAGGACGGUGGCCGAUGUGGAAGAUGAUGGGAUCGAAGAAGACACAGAUGCUCCAACGAUCGACAGUCUUCCCGAGGACAGUGAGGGGGAUCCAGACCAGAAUACUUUUGCAACAGAUCGCUUCAGCACCUUUGAUAAGAACAGUUUCCGGUCACCGAAAUUCUGGCUACAAUGGAGCGGCACCCCCAUGACUGAGGGCACAAGUGUGCCAGAGCACACUGCAGACGUUGGGUCUGGGCUCGGCUAUGUGGUGUUCACUGGCAACGACUGCCACAAGUUCAAGGGUACCCUCAAUUGUGCUGCUCUCCAGUGGAAAGACGUGGCCAUCACUGGCCACAAGAUCACCUCUAGAUCCGCUACUGACAUCCCUGUGGUCUGGAUACCGGACAGGCAUACCAUAUAG
Messenger RNA from Plenodomus lingam JN3, 705 nucleotides. RefSeq lists its product as uncharacterized. The record is from RefSeq and is a predicted model, not a curated record. Lineage: Eukaryota; Fungi; Ascomycota; Dothideomycetes; Pleosporales; Leptosphaeriaceae.